Molecule: messenger RNA, 947 nt
Organism: Priapulus caudatus
Lineage: Eukaryota; Metazoa; Priapulida; Priapulimorpha; Priapulimorphida; Priapulidae
Product: protein yippee-like 5
Exons: 5
Coding region: 464-850 (128 amino acids)
Source: RefSeq, a predicted model, not a curated record
UCAUCCCUGUGUUGUUAUGUGUUUGUUUCAGUGUACCCGAUGUUUAGAGUGUACGGAAAACAUCUAACAUAUUAUCUAUGCCAAAGACUGGCCAGCUAGUACCAAUAUCAAAUCUACGAAAUCGGAAAUGGCAAUGACGUCAGUAUAAGUAACAUUCAGGUAGGCACACGUGUGAUGUGUGCGAUAAAGGAAACCAAGCAAACAUACUGCAGAACAGAAAGAGACCGGGACACUUAGAUAUAUGAUAGCAAUGUAGAUAGAGGUGGAGACAAAGACCGUCUGCGUGUAAGGAUGGCAAUUCAAGCUCCGAACCGAUCGUGAAACUCUGUGAACGCGCACAGAGCGUAUAAGCUCGCCUGCUAACGUCGGCCGCCACUUGUUUGCGACGCGCAUUCGACGAGUGACGGGUCUACCAGAGGGCAUUGCAUAACGUACACCCCCCUCCGUCGGCCGCUCGGAUGACAUGGGGCGCAUCUUUCUCGAACAUCUCGGCGGAAGCAGAAUCUUCAGCUGCGCGAGUUGCGAGAGCGCGCUCACCAACCGCGCUGAAUUGAUCUCAACGAGAUUCACCGGCGCCACUGGCCGCGCGUUCCUCUUCAACAAGGUCGUCAACAUCAAUCUGAGCGAUGUGCAGGACCGGAUGAUGCUCACCGGAAGACACAUGGUCAGAGACGUGUCCUGUAAAAACUGUGAUGCGAAACUCGGCUGGGUAUACGAGUUCGCGACGGAGGAGAACCAACGCUACAAGGAGGGUCGCGUGAUACUCGAGCGUGCCCUGGUGUCGGAAAGCGAGGGUUUUCCCGAUGACGAGGUGGGACCGGCACAGAGUAUCGAGAACAAUAACAACUGACGUCAUGCUGCAUUUGAUCUCAGCACAUGUAUAUCAUCAUCAUCAUCAUCAUCAUCAUCAUCAUCAUCAUCAUCAUCAUCAUCAUCAUCAUCAUCAU